GUGUGUGUGUGUGUCAGUGUGCAUACGAGAGACAAGAUGGCUGAGCCUGGGGUUUGCGUGUCUGUGAACGGGCCCUCUUUAACCUUCCAGAACAUUCGCUACACCGUCCAGGAGAGACGCAACCUCUGCACAUGCUCUGGAGAAGAGAAGGAGAUCCUCAAGAAUGUCAGUGGGCUCAUGAAAACAGGCAUGAAUGCCAUCAUGGGACCAACAGGAAGUGGAAAAACAUCCCUGCUGGAUGUAAUUGCAGGAAGGAAAGAUCCUCGAGGUCUGCGAAGUGGGCGGGUUCUUGUUGAUGGACAGCUAGUGACUGCUGAACUCCGGCUAAGCUCCGCCUAUGUCGUGCAGGAUGACAUACUGAUGGGAACCCUGUCAGUCAGGGAGAGUCUUCUCUUCUCUGCCAAUCUCCGGUUGCCACAGCGACAGAAUUCCUCUAGCGCUAAGAAACAGAGAGUGGAGAGCAUCAUCCAGGAGCUGGGGUUACAGGACUGUGCUGACACUAAGAUAGGCACUGAGUUCCUGAGGGGUGUGUCCGGCGGUGAGAGGAAGCGCUGCAGUAUUGGAAUGGAGCUCAUCACCUCGCCGUCCCUCCUCUUCCUGGACGAGCCAACCACAGGCCUCGACUCCAACACAGCCAAUAGCAUCAUGGCGCUCUUGCACAGGUUAUCACGGAGUGGUAAGACCAUCAUUUUCUCCAUCCACCAACCUCGAUACUCCAUCUUCCGCCGGUUUGACCAACUCACACUGCUGCACAAAGGAGAGAUCAUCUAUGCUGGACCCUCCAACGACACUAUGGGCUACUUCCAGAGCCUGG
Molecule: messenger RNA, 814 nt
Organism: Clupea harengus (Atlantic herring)
Lineage: Eukaryota; Metazoa; Chordata; Actinopteri; Clupeiformes; Clupeidae
Product: broad substrate specificity ATP-binding cassette transporter ABCG2-like
Exons: 7
Source: RefSeq, a predicted model, not a curated record